AUGAUUGCCAAUUUAACAAGAAUGAGGAGCUUCUUCAUUCUUGGAUUCCCUGGACUUUCCCCACAGUAUUAUGGACCUGUGUCAGCUCUGCUCUUUUUUGUCUACCUAUCUAUUGCAAUAGGAAAUAUUUUCAUUUUAGCAUUUGUGAUCUAUGAGAAGUCCCUGCAGAAACCAACAUAUCUGGUCUUUUGUCACCUGGCGCUGAAUGAUUUCACAUUUGGCACCCUGACUCUCCCAAAGAUCAUAACAAAGUAUUGGUUUGGUGACAGCAUUAUUUCAUUCUAUGGGUGCUUUACACAGAUGUUCUUUGUUCAUUAUUUAGGGUCAGUAACUUCUUUCAUCUUGUUGGUAAUGGCUCUUGAUCGAUUUAUUGCAAUAUGUUUUCCUCUGCGUUAUCCCGUCCUGAUCACAAACAACAUCAUAUCUGUGCUCUGUGGGUUUGCUUGGUUCAUCCCUCUGCCUUUGAUGGUAGCUGUUGUACUUUAUGUCCUCACAUUACCUUUCUGUAAAUCAAAUGUCAUUGCUCAGUGCUACUGUGACCACAUUUCUAUAACAAGUCAAGCAUGUGGUGAGGAUGUUAAAAUAGUUACAGUCACUUCUUUGUGUGUAGCCAUGUUUUGCCUCUUGCUUCCUCUAGCAUUCAUCUUGUUUUCCUACAUCUCCAUCAUUGUGGCUAUUCUGAAAAUUUCAAAUGCUGCAGGCCGCAAUAGAACCUUAUCAACUUGUACCCCACAGAUAUUUAUCACUUGUCUGUUUUACCUUCCAAGAUGUUUUGUUUAUGUAGCAAAUACUGUUGGAUUCUCCUUUAGUUUAGAUAUUCGUAUUUUAUUGGUAUUGUUGUACAGUCUUUUUCCUGCUGCUGUUAAUCCACUCAUUUAUUGUUUCAAGACUCAAGACAUUAAGCAGCUGUUGAUGAAGAAGCUGAAGAAAACGAAAAUUGGAAUAAAGAUACAAUUUUCACAUUGUGAAGCUGACAGAUGA
Molecule: messenger RNA, 981 nt
Organism: Epinephelus moara (kelp grouper)
Lineage: Eukaryota; Metazoa; Chordata; Actinopteri; Perciformes; Serranidae
Product: olfactory receptor 2AT4-like
Exons: 1
Coding region: 1-981 (326 amino acids)
Biological process (GO): G protein-coupled receptor signaling pathway
Cellular component (GO): membrane
Molecular function (GO): G protein-coupled receptor activity; olfactory receptor activity
Source: RefSeq, a predicted model, not a curated record